Fonsecaea nubica is the source of this 873-nucleotide messenger RNA. RefSeq lists its product as hypothetical. NCBI's taxonomy places the organism in Eukaryota, Fungi, Ascomycota, Eurotiomycetes, Chaetothyriales, Herpotrichiellaceae. The record is from RefSeq and is a predicted model, not a curated record. Bases 1 to 873 code for a protein of 290 amino acids. The transcript is spliced from 3 exons.
AUGGAAGACGACAAAGCCGACGGGGUCCGUGCCCGUGAGCAGGACAACUGGACUCCUCCCACCAAAUCCUCAGCAUCGGGCCAUAUCGUCGCAGAGGAGGCACUUGGGAGCGACCUCCCACAGGGCUACUUUACCAGUAUCCAUUUCAUUGCGACCCUGAACGGCACCACCGUGACCGACAAAGUCAUAGGGAUUGGCGGCACCAACAUUGUGCUCCAGCGAGGGGAAUACGCCAUCAAGAUCCCCCGUCUGUCGAGAAUCACACAGGUCGGAGACACCGCCGUGUCGAUAGACCAAAGCAGACCCCCCCAAGAAGGCGAUUUCGACUACCGUGGCGUGUUGAUUCGAGCCCUGCAAAACGAAAAGGACAUUUAUCGCAGAAUCGGCCCGCACGAAGGGGUCACGCCCUGCUACAACGUCUCGUCGACGCCGGCUGCCCUCCAAAUGCCGCUCAUGGGAGAGGACCUCCACCGCCAUCUGGCCCAGAACAGACCAGGCCGCAAAACACAGCUGGCGUGGCUGAGGCGACUGGCCGGCACGCUCGCGCACAUCCACUAUCCACUCUCGGCGCGUGAUCGUGGGCGAUGUCCGUCCUGGGAUCUCGAGGGCCCCGACGCGCUCGGCUACUCGAUCCUCAGCGACAUCGGACAGCUCGGCGCCGUCAUGUUCCUGAUCGUGACAGGCCGGACGGGCCGGACCUGUCAAUUCCACCUGGAAGACGACAACGGCGACGUGGCUUGGCCGUCGCGGGACAGCCUCCCUCCAACAGAUGAUGUCUGGCUGGGGAGCGUUAUUGAAAAAUGCUGGACUCGCGGGUUCAAGUCUGCAGGGCAUCUCGCGCUCGAACUAGAGCAGGUCAAGGAUGUGGAGUGA